This is a messenger RNA of Phialemonium atrogriseum, 754 nucleotides long. Its product is annotated as 60S ribosomal protein L37. Gene Ontology annotation, molecular function: structural constituent of ribosome; RNA binding. Bases 92 to 370 code for a protein of 92 amino acids. Lineage: Eukaryota; Fungi; Ascomycota; Sordariomycetes; Cephalothecales; Cephalothecaceae. Gene Ontology annotation, cellular component: ribosome; cytosolic large ribosomal subunit. The transcript is spliced from 3 exons. The record is from RefSeq and is a predicted model, not a curated record. Gene Ontology annotation, biological process: translation.
CAAAUUUUGUCGCCGACUCGAUCGCCUACUUCCGUACCCAUUUGCACCCCAACCAACACCAUCUGGAAGAGCAUUUUGACUUCUAGACAAAAUGACGAAGGGAACCUCGAGUUUCGGUAAACGGCACAACAAGACCCACGGCCUCUGCCGCCGGUGUGGUCGCCGUUCGCUCCACAACCAGACGAAGCAGUGCUCCUCGUGCGGAUACCCGGCUGCCAAGAUUCGCAAGUUCAACUGGUCCGAGAAGGCGAAGCGCCGAAAGACCACCGGAACCGGCCGCAUGAGGUACCUCGGUACCAUCUCCCGCAAAUUCAAGAAUGGGUUCCAGACGGGCACACCGAAGGGUGCCAAGGGGCCGCUGGCGCAAUAGAGGGGACAUGGAUUGAGGGAAGCCGAUCGGCCUGCAUUCGAUUUGGGGUGUCUAGGGGAGCAACGGGAUCGGCCUAUUCGUUUUCGCUGUUACAUCAGUCAUGAUUUCGCAAGGAACUAGGGUCUCGGUCGACUGGCCAAUGGUCGUCAAAAAUCAUACAGCAUUGGCACAAAGCACAAGCAGAAUCUGCUCUUUUGAGGGCUACGUCUGUGGUACUACCGUGUGUGUGAUCUGCGUUGGCGUCGAAAAUGCGACUAUCCGCAGUUUUGUCUCCGGGCUUUGCUUCAGCCUCAAGGAAGCAGGGGUAUCUGUCUAUAUGAUGUCUAUGAGUUGCUGGUAUCCGGCUCUACGGCGCCCCCAACCGAGUCUGCUACUGCCCGCGUU